AUGCAGGACUAUAAGAAGACCCAGAAAAUUACCUGGCUUGCCGAUCCUUCGCACUGUUCUGAUCUUCGGGCAGAAUUGACCCAGCUUACUCCGCUCACCUGCGUGACCUACGGUAAUUUGAUAUCGAAGACCAUUUUAGGCAAGGAGGACGACUUCAAGCAGUUUGUUAACCCAGACUCCGUGAAGGAGGAGAGCUACCUGGGUGACCCUCAGUUGCGUAACCUCAAGCGGGGUGAUAUUAUUCAACUCCAACGCAAGGGCUUCUACAUCUGCGACGAACCCUACCGAGCCUCCCAUCCUGCAACUGGUCGCGAGUCGCCCUGUGUCCUGAUCUACAUCCCCGACGGUGCCACCAGGACUCGCCCGACCGCUGGCUCCAAAUUCAAGGCCGGGGAUGAACCACAAGCGGAGCAGACGAGGACUUCUUCACGCCCCAGCGCUGCCGCAGCGGCUGCGGGCAAGGCUGCCCUCUCUCCGGAGGAGGCCGCCAAGCAGGUAGAGAAGGAGCGUCUGAAGGAAGAGAAAAAGGCA
Molecule: messenger RNA, 531 nt
Organism: Dibothriocephalus latus
Lineage: Eukaryota; Metazoa; Platyhelminthes; Cestoda; Diphyllobothriidea; Diphyllobothriidae
Source: the annotation of a GenBank genome assembly